AUGACUGCUGUUCUAUAUCUUUGCCUCCUCUGUUUCUCCUUCACCCCGUCUCUGCAACACGUCAGCGAGUCUGAGCCGCUCAUGCGGUUCAAAACCUCGGUGAAUAUAACCAAAGGGGACCUGAAUUCAUGGAGAACUGGAACCGAUCCUUGCAAUGGCAAAUGGUUUGGGAUAUACUGCCAAAGGGGUCAAACAAUCUCCGGUAUUCACAUUACCAAGCUCGGUCUCUCUGGGAUCAUCCAUGUCGAGGAUCUAAAGGAUCUCCCAAACCUAAGGACAAUCAGGCUUGACAAUAAUCUUCUUUCGGGCCCACUCCCUCCUUUCUUCAAGCUCCAUGGCCUGAGAUCGCUCUUGCUGUCAAACAAUAGCUUUUCUGGAGAGAUCGCUGCUGAUUUCUUCAAGGAUAUGCUACAACUUAAGCGCGUAUUUUUAGAUCACAACGAUUUCACUGGGAAUAUUCCCACAUCCUUGAUGCAACUCACGGGCCUGGAGGAGCUUCACUUGCAAGCCAACCAGUUCUCUGGUGAGAUACCUUUGCUUACAGAUGGAAACAAGAAUCUUAAAUUACUCGACCUCUCCAACAAUAACCUGGAGGGAGAGAUCCCAAAGAGCAUAGCAGAAAGAAAUAUUGUGAAGAUGAACUUUCAAGGCAACCAGAAGCUUUGUGGACAGCCGCUGAAUAUCAUUUGCGAUGAUAAACCACCAGCGUUAGGAAAAAACCCUAACGAAGUCACCGGGAAAGCCGUCUUUAUGGUCAUACUUUUUCUUUUGAUAUUCUUGAUCCUGGUGGCAAUUAUAACAAGAUGGAAGAAGAAGAGGCAGCCCGAGUUCAGGAUGCUCAGCAAGGACCACCUAAGUGACACUGAAAGCGUGGAAGUACGCAUGCCAGACUCCGUAAAGAAGCCUGUUGAGGCGAGCAAGAAGCGAAGUAACGCGGACGGAUCCUCUAAAAAAGGUUCAACCCAUCAUGGGAAAAGUGGAGGAGGAGGCGGCAUGGGAGACAUUAUAAUGGUAAACAGCGAGAAAGGCUCCUUUGGUUUACCCGAUCUCAUGAAGGCUGCGGCCGAGGUGCUAGGCAACGGUAGCCUAGGGUCGGCCUAUAAGGCCGUCAUGGCCAAUGGAUUAUCCGUGGUUGUAAAGCGGAUCAGGGAUAUGAACAAGCUGUCACGUGAUGCGUUCGAUGUUGAGCUACAACGUUUUGGGAAACUACGACAUCCUAACGUUCUUACUCCUUUAGCUUAUCAUUACCGUCGUGAAGAAAAGCUUGUAGUCUCGGAAUACAUGCCGAAAAGCAGUCUACUCUACGUUUUGCACGGAGAUCGAGGGACUUUUCAUUCCGAGCUAACUUGGUCAACAAGGUUGAAGAUUAUACAAGGAGUCGCACUUGGGAUGCAGUUCUUGCAUGAAGAGUUUGCGUCCUACGAACUUCCCCAUGGAAAUCUAAAGUCCAGUAACGUUCUAUUAAGUGAAACCUAUGAGCCACUGGUCAGUGAUUACGCAUUCCUCCCACUUCUUCAGCCUGACAACGCCUCGCAGGCGUUAUUCGCUUUUAAAUCCCCGGAAUUCGCUCAAAACCAGCAGGUUUCACCAAAAUCUGAUGUAUAUUGCCUCGGAGUAAUCCUUUUAGAGAUCAUGACGGGAAAGUUCCCUUCGCAGUACCUAAACAACGGCAAAGGUGGCACAGAUAUCAUUGAAUGGGUGCAAUCUUCGGUGGCGCAGCAUAAAGAAGAAGAACUUAUUGAUCCAGAGAUAUCGAGUAAUACUGAUUCGUUGCAACAAAUGGUAGAAUUGCUGCGGAUAGGCGCUGUGUGUAUUGCAAGUAAUCCAGAUGACAGGGAAAACAUGAAAGAAAUUGUUACAAGAAUAGAACGAAUAACGAUUUGA
Molecule: messenger RNA, 1884 nt
Organism: Brassica rapa (field mustard)
Lineage: Eukaryota; Viridiplantae; Streptophyta; Magnoliopsida; Brassicales; Brassicaceae
Product: pollen receptor-like kinase 3
Biological process (GO): protein phosphorylation
Molecular function (GO): ATP binding; protein kinase activity; protein binding
Source: RefSeq, a predicted model, not a curated record